Musa acuminata subsp. malaccensis (wild Malaysian banana) is the source of this 1744-nucleotide messenger RNA. The record is from RefSeq and is a predicted model, not a curated record. Lineage: Eukaryota; Viridiplantae; Streptophyta; Magnoliopsida; Zingiberales; Musaceae.
CUCUUCGUUUCCCCAACCUCCUUGUCCAUCUAAACCUGGCGAUUAGCCUUAAGAAUAGGAGACCUUUGACCUCGAACCUCAGGAUGGAAUAGAUACUAUAAUCCGUUUCACAAUCAAAUCCCAUAACGAGAAGCGCGAGCUAGAGAUAGAGAGAGGGAGAGGGAGAGGGAGAGGGAGAGGGAGAGCAGAGGGUGGAGGAGAGGCCCAAAGCAAUGGUUGAUCCAGAUAAGUUCCGGUACUCCUUGUGUUCUCGUGGGCGCCUGCUCCAGGUGCUCAGGAAGUACUUCUCCAUCGUUCCGUGCUCCAGUUCUCCUCGCCGCACCUUCCCGGCUCCAGCUUUCUCGUGGAAGAGGGUGGCCGAGCUGCCCGUUGCGGCCAACAAGAGGCCCAACGUGUCCUCCGACCGUAAGGUCCACCCCGUUGAGGAUGAGAUUACCGGGCUGUUGGUUUCCGGCACCGACGGUGGUGUCGUUUUGAUCUCGAGCGAAUGCAAACAACCAGAUUCCGUAGUCGAACACGCCUCGUCUCUUUCCAAGGUGGGCGUGAAAGAAGAGAAGGUGCAGGAGAACAAAGAGCGUGAGGAGAAGUCCGAUCCCCCGGUGAUGAGAGUUGUGGAGAGUACGCUACCGAAGACGAGAAGAAGACCGGCGAGGAUUGUGAUACCGAAGCCUUCGGCUGAUACAGCUUUUAGUGUUGUGGGUGGGGAGCAGGAUGGGAUUCGAACGGAAUCGGAAGCCGAGGGUAGUGCUUACUGCGUGGUCAGUCGGAGAGGACAGAGGCACAGGAUGGAAGAUGGGUAUGGGGUCAUUCCCAACAUCCAUGGAGACGACAAGCAGGCCUUUUUCGGAGUGUUUGAUGGACACGGUGGACGUGCAGCUGUGGACUUCGUCUCUGAGAAGCUCGGGAAGAACAUUUUAACAGCUCUAGAAGAGCUACAGAAGGAAGAGAACCAAAUGGAGCUGGCCAUCAAAGAAGGCUUUUUGACCACGGACAGAGAAUUCCUAAGUCAGGGUGUGAGCAGUGGAGCAUGUGCAGUCACUGUGUUGCUAAAAGAUGGGGAGCUGCAUGCGGCCAAUGUGGGCGACUGCAGGGUGGUCAUUAGCAGGAAGGGAGUAGCAGAUGCUCUCACCGAUGACCACCGUGCCGGAAGAGAAGAUGAGCGCAAUCGUAUCGAAAACUCUGGGGGCUAUGUGACAUGCCGAAAUGGUAUGUGGAGAGUGCAGGACUCGCUAGCCGUGUCAAGAGCAAUUGGCGACAUGAACAUGAAGGAAUGGAUAAUUUCCGAGCCAGAGAUCAGGAAAAUCCACCUCACUACGGAUUGUGAAUCCCUAAUACUGGCCUCUGAUGGGUUGUGGGACAAAGUUACAAACCAGGAGGCGGUCGAUGUUGUCUCUAAGCACAGUUCCUCCAUGAAAUCCUGCAAAGAGCUCAUAGAAAUCUCCAACAAUAAGGGUAACAGGGAUGACAUUACAGUCAUGGUGAUCGACCUCCAGAAAUUUAUGCACUCACGUGGCUAGUAAAACCUUUUGUACGUGGAGGAUCACUCUUUCAUGGAUUAAACUUGAAGGCGACAGAUGACAUGGAGAAGAUGAUCUGGAGACACUCCAAGGAACGCAUUGCAGAUGCUAUGCUCACCGGAGAUAUCAAGAAAGUUCAGACUUGAGACGCAAAAAAGAUCAUAUAUUGAGGAGCAGAAUUAGGAGACACACGCAGAAGAUAUGGAGAAAGCCAGUGCUUGUGUGGA